Bemisia tabaci is the source of this 3090-nucleotide messenger RNA. Lineage: Eukaryota; Metazoa; Arthropoda; Insecta; Hemiptera; Aleyrodidae. The record is from RefSeq and is a predicted model, not a curated record.
AUGCCUAAAUUAUCAAAAAAGAACCGAAAAAGUUUAAACAAUGACGAUAUCGUCAAUCUGGAAGACGAGUUUGGAAGUGCGCCUUCCAACUUAAAUGCCGCAAACGUUCUUACAGCGAAAAGAAACACCGUCUACAAUCGCGUGGAAACAAUUUUGAAGACCUUUGAGAAGGAUCUCUCAGCAGAAAACUCAAGUCAAUUCAAGAUUUUCUACGAAAGACUUUCAACUUAUCAAGAACAAUUUGAUGAGCUUCAGGCGGAAAUCCUCAGCUUAAACGCUUCGCUCCCAGAUGACACUCAAAUUGAGUUCAAAAGAACUCAAGGAAAAUUCGACAGCAUGAUACACUCUGCGGAAACGCUGUAUCUCUCGUGCUGUCCGAAAAUCGCCGAGACCGUGAGCCAUGACUCCUCCGCAUCCAGCGGAGCCUCGCGCGGCCGAAUCCAACUCCCGAAAUUGCCUUUGCCGCGUUUUUCGGGUAAAUUAGAAGAUUGGCGCUCCUUCUACAAUCUCUUUGCAGCUUCGGUGCAUAACGAGAAAGAGUUGCCCACAGUGAGGAAAUUUCAAUAUCUCUUAAGCUCCCUUGAAGGUAGCGCUCGGGACCUAGUCAAAGGUCUUGACAUAACCGAAACAAAUUAUGACGUAGCGUGGAAACUUUUGUGUCAACGCUAUCAGUGUGAACGUCGUCAUAUUUACUACCACUACAAUGGACUUUUGGGACUGCCAGAAAUUAAGGAUUUGAAACACAUUCCGAACUUCCUCACGAAAGUGCGUGAACAUACGCAAGCACUUAAAGGAUUGGAUCACAAACUUCAAGAUUAUUCAUCCAUGCUGACAGCUGUGAUCACCGCCAAGAUGUCGUUUUAUUUCAGAAAACGCUUCGAUGGCUAUCGCGGUGCAGAUGUAAAAUACCCUAAACUUGAGAGCAUUCUCGACUUUCUCGAAAAAGAGUGUCUGCAGAUCGAAAGCUCUUCCAUGGAUUCUUCCAGCAACAAGGCUCAGGCGAAGGAUUCACAAGUUUCCAGGGGUACCAACUCAACAUCAAAUCCGUCAAAAUCGCACAAUAGUUCCCACAAGGUUUUUCUCAACAGUGAAAUAGUUGAGUCUACAAAUACUUGUGAAUUGUGCUCUGGGAAUCACGGCCUGUACAAAUGCAAUAAAUUUAAGCGCCUUUCUCCAAGCGCGCGAAAAAGCAAAGUAAUCGAAUUACGCAGGUGUACCAACUGCUUAUCUAAAAAGCACGAAACUGCUGCCUGCGCUAGCGAAUAUUCCUGUCGAUUUUGCAAACAACAGCAUCAUAGCCUACUGUGUUCAAAUCAACGGAAAAACGUCGAUGGAGCAUCCAAUUCUAAUUCGCCCCCGGAGAACAUUAAAGUGCAUCUUUCCUCAGAGUUUGACACUCUGCCGUCUCGAAAUUUCACUUCUCUCCUUGGUACUGUGCUUCUCAACGUUAAGUGCCCUGAUAACUCGUAUAAACCUGUGCGAGCAAUCGCAGACAGUGGCGCUAUGUCAUGUUUCAUCAGUUAUGAGUGCGUUAAGCGCCUUCAAUUACCAAUGUAUGCAACCGACGCUGAAAUUUCAGGUAUCGGUAAUCAAGCGGUAAAACCUCUCGGCGAAGUGAAAUGCACGCUGAAACCUCGUCAAAAUUCCGAGCCGAUACUCCAUGCUCGUGCCACCGUUCUCUCUACAAUCACAGACUUAAUUCCUACUCAACCUGUCACGCCCGAAGUUCGAAAAUUUUGGAGUCAGCUUGAACUCGCGGAUCCAGCUUUUGACCAAGUCGGCGAAAUUGACAUGAUUUUAGGAGCUGAUCUUUUUCCCUAUAUUCUCACGGGGGAACGAAGAUUGACCGAGAGAAAUGGCUGCGCCCUACAGAGCAUUUAUGGUUGGAUAAUUAUCGGCCGAGUGAGCACAUCGAAAAAACCGAAAAGGCAAAAGCAGAAAAGCUUUUUGUCCAUCGAUGGUCUGCCACUCAGCGCAGAUUUUAAGAAAUUUUGGGAAACAGAGGAGCCACAGAAACAUCAUGUGAUGAGUCCCGAUGACAUCUUUUGUGAACAACAAUUUGAAAAACUUCACUAUCGCCAACCUGAUGGCCGUUACGUGGUUCCGCUCCUCCUGAAAAAUCCUAAUCCGGUGUUGCCAAAUUCACGCGCAUUACCCGAAAAGCGUUUGAAAUCUGUGGAAAGAAAACUUCACAAGCAACCUGAGCUGAAACACGCUUACAAGGAAUUUAUGAAUGAAUAUGAGCAGCUUGGACACAUGCAGUUAGCCCCCAGCAGUACGGAAGCCCGCUAUUACAUUCCGCAUCAUGCAGUGGUGCGCGAAAAUGCACUAUCGACGCGCGUUCGUGUCGUUUUUGACGCCUCUAUGAAAGCUAGCAACGGGAUCAGUCUUAAUGAAAAUUUGCACACAGGUCCAAAAUUGCAAGCAGAUAUCGUCCACCUUUUGAUCAGAUUUCGCACGCAUAGAGUUGCCCUUACUGGUGAUAUUUGUAAGAUGUUCCGCCAAAUCUUGAUACGCCCAGGCCCAGAAGAUAGGCAAUAUCAACACAUACUUUGGCGAGAUGACGAAACUUCCCCUCCAAAAGAUUUUGAGCUGAGUACUGUCACUUAUGGUACCGGCCCAGCUCCGUAUUUAGCGCAUCGCACAAUGAAACAACAUUCAAUAAACGAAAGGCAAGAAUUUCCAGAAGCCUGCAAAGUGUUGGAUGACGCUGUUUACACCGAUGACAUUUUCACUGGUCAUGACACAGUCGAAGAAACUGUGAAUCUGCGAGUUGAAAUCACUAAGUGCUGUGAAAAAGGAGGCUUUCCUGUGAAAAAAUGGAGCAGCAGUCACGCUGAAGUUUUGGAAGGUUUAGAAAAUGGGGAUAUGGCCAUACCGCUGGAAUUUCACAAUGACGCUGAAAGCACCCACGGAGUGGUAGGCGUAAAAUGGCAUCCUUCUUCUGACACAUUUUCUUGCAAUGAAGUGAAUUUAUGUGGCAAACUCACGAAAAGAGGCAUACUCUCAGAUAUCGCAAGAAUAUUUGAUCCCUUAGGUUACAUUACUCCUGUAGCUUUAUGUGCAAAAAUAAUCAUUCAACAAUUGUAG